UCCCCCAAACAAGAAGCAUGAUCUUGCUAAGUAACGCACGGCAGUCAAAUGAUGUCUCUUUGAGCGUUAAAAACGACUUCGUUUUCUCCUUACUGACGAGGAGUUUUUUGUCAUUUAGUUGCGUGGAAUGGCAGAGAAGACACGCUCAAACGCACAAAGGCACGCUUUCGAGAGUCCCGAGAAGAGCCCGAAUGUCUGAGACUGAGACUGAGACUGAGACUGAGUCUGAGCUUCACGCAGAGAAUCAAACUCCCAUUAGGUUCUCGUCCUGCUUCAUUAUCCCAUUUCUCUCUAUUCGACGUUCGAUCUUUUCCUUCUCUCACCACAAUUUUGCCCAAUCCUUUCUAUAAUGCGCCUAAAAAUACUCAAUUGAAAACUUUUCUUCCUUUCUUCUCUUUCAAAUUUUAAACGGCCAUGAAGCCUAACAGUAACGGCUCCAACUCCAAGCUUGCAGAGAGCCGUUCGAAGCCGUUUGACAUCGAUCUUAACGAGACUCCUCUCUCUUCUCCCCGCGAAACUGUCGUCACGGGUGCACCAGCUGACGUCACCCCUGAACGCCACUCCAGUCAGAGGAUUCGCGCUGGUGGUGCUGCUGUUGGUCUUUUGGACAUCAAUGCAUUGCCGCCGGUCGAAGAAGAAACUUGUGAAUUCAACUACACUGGAGGACCUAGUGUGUCAGAUACUUCUUUAAUUUGGAACUCAAGUAAUGGCCUAGCAACACAUUUAAGUUUGUUACAUGGGGGGAAUAAACUUGAUCUUCUCAAGGCAUCUGGUAGUGUGGCAAGCUUAGUUAAGUCAAGCUACGAAGAUAUAAUGCAGCAGAGGCUGAACUUUGGUGGAAAUUGGAGAGAGAAUCCAAACUCCAUUGUUAGAGAUAGUCUUUUGGCUUGUGAUACUUUAAUCCAUAGAGCAGCAUAUCAGAAAGAGUGUGCACUGGAUGGAAAUAGUUCUGAUUCAAUUUUUGAUGUUGCUCGUCAUCUUGGCUUGGUGUCAAAAUAUCAUUCAGUGGAAUCUCAAGGUAGAAGAGAUGGCUCUGUGUUGAUGCAGAAAGGAUGGUAUUUAAGCCAAAGAAGAAAGGAUUCCUUAAUGUUUUCACAAGUCAAGAACUCAAGAGAAUGUCAAGAAAAUUUGAAAAGCAGUUUUGGUGCAGAGUACCCUUCAAGAAUUGAGGCCGCAGAAAAUCAGGCCUGCAAGUUGAAGAGUCAUUUGAGUGUUGCACUAGCUAAUGUUAAGGAAAAUGGUGUGAGUGAUUCUUUGCAAGCUAAAGUUGGACUUCCAGUUCAGUUUGAAGACUUCUGUAUUUUAGCUCUGGGUGAGGUAGAUCCACGACCCUCCUAUCAUAGUAAUAGCCAGAUCUGGCCUGUUGGCUACAGGUCGAGUUGGCACGAUAAGAUUACUGGGUCUCUUUUUGUAUGUGAUGUCUCUGAUGGUGGUGAUUUUGGUCCACUUUUUAAAGUUAAACGAUACCCAUGCUCCACUCAGCCUAUCCCUGUGGGGUCUACUGUCCUCUUGAGGCCAAGUUAUGACCAACAAGAUGGUAAAGGCCAAGUAGAAACUGAUGAUACUGUCAGUAUGCAUGAUGAUGAUGAUGAUUAUACAAAUAUUCAGUUGAUAUUCUCUAAUGAUAGCCCCCCGCAUUUGGAUUAUGAUGUUUUAUCAGAUUUAGGGAAGAGUAUUGAUGAAACUCAUAGUUCUCAACCAAUGAAUAAUUCUGAAACAAAGUCAAACUGCCUUUCUCAAAGUAUUGGAAGAUCUACAACCAAUUAUAAGGAAAUGGUGGAUGACAUCGGAGAAUUUUUAGUAGAAGGGAGAUCAUCUUCUUCAGUAUGGAGAAUGGUGUCUCAAACUUUAGCACAUGCUUGCCGGAAGGUAUAUGAGCAAACUGGUGUCUGUAGGUUUUGCUGCAGGCACGAUGUAAUUAGAAUGUGGUCAUCGUGCUUUGCCUCGCAAAGUGAGGAAUCAGCAGAGUCUUUUGAUUCAUUGACCAAAUUUUGUUGUCUGUCUGGUCCUAUCAAUGUCCUGCAGAACAUCAGAAGCAAUGAUGAGCUUGAUACUUCUUGUGGAGCGCUAAUUAAGUGGUUAGACCAUGACAGAUUUGGACUAGAUGCUGAAUUUGUGCAAGAAAUUAUAGAACAGCUUCCUCAGGUUCAUAUUUGUGCAGAAUAUAUAUUCCUGAAUAAAAGAAGGGACAGAUUGACAUUAAAAACCGUUGGAAGUGGGUUUCUUCAGGUUAAAAGGAAGAGUGAUAUACAUGAGAGAGAAGCAGAUAGUAAUUUAUUCAGAUGUUUGAAAAGACCAAGGGAGCAGAUAAAUAGGAAUCCCACAAUGAAGUCUUGUUUUCCUCCUGGAAAGCCAUUAAGUUCAAAGCUUCCCACAGAAUUGAUAGGUGAUGUUCUUCAGUCUUGGGAGUUACUAUGGCGUUUCUCUGAAGUUUUGGGACUGGAGGAAUCUUUAUCAUUUAAGGAACUUGAAGAAGAAUUAAUGAAUGGUUAUUCCCUCACUCUUAGGAGUUCUUCUACAUCAACUCUGCCACAGCAUGAUGAACAUGCAUUUAUUGCAAUAGAAACAGAGGGUUUGAAGGAGGCAGCAGAUGUCAAACAGGCAUCUAAUACCGACAGUGGAUGCACAGGUGUAGCUUUGGCUGAUGUUCUCUGCUCUCUGCUGAAAAUUUUACUCGGUGAACUUCAGUCCAAGGCUGCCACUUUUGUAGAUUCUAAUUUUGAUGGUGGCGAAUCAAAGUCAAGAAGGAGAAGAAAGAAAGAUGCAGACAAUUUAAUCUCUGCUAAGAAAAUAAUGCUUGAUUUGCUCCCAAUAAAUGGACUUACUUGGCCAGAAUUAGCUCGGAGAUAUGUUUUAGCUGUUUCAUCCAUGGAAGGCAACCUUGAUUCUGUGGAUUUUGUGAACCGUGAGAGUUGCAAAGCAUUUCAUUGUUUACAAGGUGAUAGUGGAACAAUUCAUGGUACUCUUCCUGGGCUAGCAGGAAUGGAAGCAGAAGCACUGCUGCUUGCAGAGGCUACAAAGCAAAUCUUUGGUUCAUUGAAGAAUACAAAUGAUAUUUCAGUUGUGGAUUACAUUGACUUCAAUGCAUCUAGUUCAAGUGAAAAUAUUAAGGUGAAUGAUGAUGGAAUUCCUGAGUGGGCACAACUUCUUGAACCUGUAAGAAAGCUGCCCACUAACGUGGGAGCUAGAAUCAGGAAGCGUGUCUAUGAUGCUUUAGAUAAAGGUCCACCAGAAUGGGCAAGAAAAAGAUUGGAGCACUCUAUCAGUAAGGAAGUUUACAAGGGAAAUGCUUCGGGCCCUACCAAGAAAGCUGUUUUGUCAGUAUUGACAGACGUGUGUGGUGAAAGCCAGCAUCAGAAACCUAAUAGGAAACGAAGAAACAGGCGUUUUAGCUCUGCAUCUGAUGUGAUUAUGAAGCAAUGCCAGAAAGUGCUUCGUUGUGCUGCUGCUGCUGAUGAAGAGAAAGUAUUCUGUAAUUUGUUGGGAAGAACACUUCUUAAUACUUCUGAUAAUGAUGACGAGGGACUUCUUGGAUUUCCUGCAAUGGUGUCUAGGCCUCUAGACUUCAGAACUAUUGAUCUGAGAUUGUCUGUUGGGGCCUACAGUGGAUCACAUGAAGCUUUCUUGGAGGAUGUUAGGGAGGUUUGGCAUCAUAUACGCACUGCAUAUAGUGAUCAGUCUGAUUUACUGGAGUUGGCUGAAAAUUUAUCUCAAAAUUUUGAAGUACUAUAUGAAAAAGAGGUUCUCACCCUUGCCCAAAAAUUUAGGGAUUGUCCCAAUAUGGAGUGUUUAAAUUCUGAAGCCAAGAAAGAGAUUGAAGAUAUUCUUGAGUCAGAUAGUGAAAUGCCCAAAGCUCCUUGGGAUGAGGGUGUAUGUAAAGUGUGUGGUAUUGAUAAAGAUGAUGACAAUGUUUUACUGUGUGAUACCUGUGAUUCUGGGUAUCAUACAUAUUGCUUGAGUCCUCCUCUUGCUAGAGUUCCCGAAGGAAACUGGUAUUGCCCUCCCUGUGCUACUGGUAAUUGUAACAGUCAAUAUACAUCACAAGUUCCUCAAGUCAUUAGCCCUAGCCAGAAGCAGAGAUAUCAGGGGGAGUUCACUUGCAGAUUUUUGGAAUCUCUAUCCCAUUUGUCUACAACAAUGGAGACAAGAGACUACUGGGAGUACAGUGCAAAGGAGAGAAUAUACCUUUUGAAGUUUUUAUGUGAUGAGCUGUUGAACUCUGUUAAUAUUCGUGAACAUCUUGAACGCUGUACCUCUGUUUCAACGGAUUUACAGCAAAAAUUGCGUUCGUUGUCCUUGGAAUGGAGAAACUUGAAAUUCAAAGAGGAGACACUUAUUGGCAAAGUGGCAAGAGUAAACACAAGUGACGUUAGUGCUACCGAAAAAUCUGAAGCAGAAAGGGUUUCUACUCUGCAAACAAACUAUGGGACAUUGAUGAGGCAGCCUCGUAGCAGGAGCAGCUAUUUUUCAUCCUUACCCACUGAACCAGUACCAGAUGAUGGUUGGAAAAUGUACGGGGCAAAAAAUGUUUGGAAACAACCUUGCUGGUCCUAUUCAAAAGGGACUUCAGUAAGAAAGCCUAUUUGUAGUGGAAAUCAAUUUGGGAAGGCUCCUUGUACUGGGCUUCAUGUGCAACAACAGUUGGAUAACAGUCUAAGAAUUGAUAAUCCACAAAAUGAGUUGCCCAUUCGUGCUAGUCAACCACAGACACAUGACUCUACCAUAAAAGAUGCUUGCUGGAGUAACUUUUACAGAGGGUCGGAACGACAAGAGGGUGAUUAUGAUAGUCCUACACUGCCUAAUAGUGAGUCUCCAGUAGGCAAUAUAUCAUCAGACACAAUCAGAAACCAUGUGGCUGACCAAAUACAUACUAUGCCUAUGAUCUCUGAAAAUCAGUUUCUGGACCAUCAUAGCAUUGCUGAACAUGACAUGAAUGAAUUGCAAGCUCAUGACCUCAAAGUGAACCUACUUAAGAAAGAGAUUGCUGUCUUGCAGGAUUCAAUUGCCUGUCUAGAAUCAGAACUACAGGCAGUAUCCUUGCGGAAGGAAUUGUUGGGGAAAGACUCUGCUGGACGAUUAUAUUGGGCCUUCUCUAGGCCAUCUACAUCUCCAUGGCUGCUGGUUGAGGGAAGGACAAUGUUACAGCAAAGGAGCCUAGUAAGAGGGCAAGGUAUUUCAUUGGCUGAUAAUUCAGUUGUGAGAUAUUCUUCUCCAUAUGGAAUGGAGAAUAGUGGCAUGCCAUCCUCUUCUUCAUGGUUUUCUUAUCAAUCUAGUGACAAAAUUGAAGAACUUAUCGAAUGGUUGGAAGAUAGUGACCCAAGAGAUAGAGAGGUAGCUGAUUCCAUUCUGCAGUGGCAUAAGAUUGGAAAUAAGGACUCUGAUAAAGCGGGAAAUUGUGUUCAGGAUGAGAAUAUACCUAGUUCUUUGAAGGGCAUAGGAAGUGAAGCAACUGUAAAUUCUAAUGGUCUUGUGACUAAGGCUUUGAUUGUUCUGGAGAAGAAGCAUGGUCCUUGCUUGGAAGUAGAAACCUCCAAAAUUUCUAUGAGGCAGGAUCAGAAUGCUGAGUUAAUUCACAAAGAGAGAAUGUACCGAUGUGAUUGCCUGGAACCUGUCUGGCCUUCCAGAUUCCACUGCUGCUGUUGCCACCUGUCAUUUUCUUCUAGGUAUGACUUCGAGGAGCAUAAUGACCGCAUGUGUAAUCCUGGUGCAAGUUCCUGUCAGAAGAAAGCAGAUGAUGAUGCAACAAGGGGGAAGAGAUUGACAAGAACUCAAACAUCACACACACAGAACAUGAAGGAUGUGGUAAACGGUGUGUCUGGGAAUGUAAAGCAUGAGAUAGGCUUUGGAUUGUUUGAAUUUCCAAAGGAGUUGGCAUGCCCAUACGACAUUGAAGAGAUAAGUGCCAAGUUUGUUACCAAAAACUCUAUCAAGGAAUUGGUUCAGGAAAUAGGACUUAUUGGUUUAGAUGGUGUUCCAUCAUUUGUGCCUAGCAAGUCUCCAUAUCUGAGUGACCCCUCAUUGAAAUUAGUUCGCUUGUGUAGGAAUGAGGUUACUAAAGGUGAUAUUUCUAUAAGAGUGGACGAUCCGCAUUUUUCAGUUCCAGGGAACAUGAAGUCCAGUAUGAAACAUGGAAGCAAUUUUAAGAACUCAACCACAAGAAUUGUGAGUGGCAAUGAUGAGGAAUUGUUGAAAAGUAGAAGACUAAAUCCAAAUUUAAUGAAUGUGAGGAGAGAGGAAUCUUAUCUGAAGUAUAGAAGCUCAAAACUGGGGAUUGCUAAAUGCUCUAUCAUUCAUGAUUGUUCAUUGCGACCUGUCAUGGGAAGGGGUAUUGAAAUUCUUCGGCAGCUCAAAAUCAACUUGCUUGAUAUGGAUGCUGCUGUCCCAGAAGAAGCAUUGAGAUCUUCAAAGGCUUCGUGGAAGAAAAGAUGUGCUUGGCGGGCAUUUGUUAAAUCUUCCAAGUCAAUAUUUGAGAUGGUUCAAGCUACCAUUGUAUUUGAGGACAUGAUUAAAACUGAUUACUUGAGGAAUGGAUGGUGGUACUGGUCAUCUCUCUCAGCUGCAGCUAAAAUUGCAACAAUUUCCGCCCUCGCUCUUCGCAUGUACACCCUGGAUGCUGCUAUUAUUUACGAAAAGUCUUCUGCUUUAUCUGCUUCCACAGAAAUUUUAGAGCACAGCAGCAUGCCAAAUAAAGAUAUUUCAUCAGCUAAAGAUUCUACUAAUAACACAAAACCCAGCAAGCCUGCCCUGAAGACUCCAAGUUCUGAUUUGACUGACUUUUGCAAGCUGAGAAGUAAGUCUAGCAGAAAGAGGAAAGAUUUAGGAGGAUGAAUUUGAGGAUGCAUCGCUUAUUCUGCGAGAAACCUGUUGACCUAGGAAUGUCUUGGUGUGGUAAAUGGUAUGCCUUACUCUUCUACUGUAUCUAGGCAGUUGACUUGGCAAAGAGUGAGUGAAAAGGGGCCUUGCUGCCUGUGUGUAUAUAAUACGAAGCUAAUCUCACACAGUAACCUAAUAUCGGAUUAAAAAUGGAGUUACCAAGUAUAGACAUAGAUGCUGAUAGUAACUGAAUUCUGGUGUAGUUACACUUUGGACCUGGCUUCUAGGAAUUUGAUUGCGGUCUUCUUCAGGGGUGCAUGAGCCACGUUAUUGCUUUUAGUCAGUUAAUGUGCAAUGUGUAUUUGUGUAGAGUGUAUCUGUGAGUAUAGACGAGGGCCAGACAGGGCAACCGCUUUGUAUUCUAAUAUAUUUCAUUCAUUUAUGAAUGUACGGUAGCUUUUUUAA
This is a messenger RNA of Mangifera indica (mango), 7278 nucleotides long. RefSeq names its product methyl-CpG-binding domain-containing protein 9-like. The record is from RefSeq and is a predicted model, not a curated record. Bases 415 to 6828 code for a protein of 2137 amino acids. Gene Ontology annotation, cellular component: nucleus. The transcript has 10 exons. Lineage: Eukaryota; Viridiplantae; Streptophyta; Magnoliopsida; Sapindales; Anacardiaceae. Gene Ontology annotation, molecular function: protein binding.